CUGCACCAGCGCACUGCGCAGGCGCUGCCUGGCAGCCCGUCGUCAUGGAGACGGUUUGUUGUCUGUGAGCUGAGGAGAAACGGCAGCGCGAGGAGCCGAAGGAAGCAGGUAACACGUCUCACCGAUUGUCAGAUGAUGGCGCGCUCUGAGCGUGAGGUCAUCGACUUCUCAGCGCUGGAGAGAGAGCUGCGAGGGGCGAUCGAAUCUGAGCAGAGAUACAAGAGAGAGAACGAGGCGAAGCUGAGAGCCGUCAGCCAGAGAGUGUCCUCCUACAGCCAGUUUAGGGACCUGGUCCUGACAUGUCACCUGAAGCCACUAGAGAAGAAAGACAAGGACGGAGCUCCACGGAAACAACCCUGGAACCCUGUUGCCCCGAACAACAAGGAAGGAACCUUUGAUGAUCCACAAGUUGUUUAUAGUUGUCAGUGUUCUAAAGCAUCGAUACAGGUGUGAUCUGUCAGUGUGUAGAUCUGUGGUUUUAACAGUAAACGUUAACAAAUUUUAAAUGAAUAUAUCAUUUCAUCAACAGAACACUUGGUCAUGUUUUUCAUCUUCUGCACGGUUCUCUUAUUGUGAAAACCGUCACAGUGUCUGUAACCAUCAAAUUAAAUCAUUCUUACUGA
Molecule: messenger RNA, 623 nt
Organism: Acanthopagrus latus (yellowfin seabream)
Lineage: Eukaryota; Metazoa; Chordata; Actinopteri; Spariformes; Sparidae
Gene: dnaaf19
Product: coiled-coil domain containing 103
Exons: 3
Coding region: 133-453 (106 amino acids)
Biological process (GO): determination of left/right symmetry; inner dynein arm assembly; epithelial cilium movement involved in extracellular fluid movement
Cellular component (GO): outer dynein arm
Source: RefSeq, a predicted model, not a curated record